AUGGAUGAAUUCUCUCAUCAGCCUAGCUACUGCCUCUCCAGGAGGAGGCCUCCAGAGAAUUUGCCUUUGCUGCCUGGAGAUGAUCCUCGAGCCAUGGGAGAAACACAGAAAGAAGACAAGCUGCACAGGCCGCAUUCCAAUAGGAGUGAGGGUCUGGGAGAAGACACUAUCUGCAACCAGGCUCCGCCCGUAGACACUGAGAGCAGCAUGCAGCCUGCCAGAGAGGAUGGGGGCCAGGGAGAAGAUGGCACCAGCUGCUAUUGGAUUCUUUCUGUAGCCUCCGAGCAACAGCCCAAAGCCCCGCCUGUGCAGCCAAAGGUCCUGCAGAAGAAGGAUGACACCCAUGUCCUGCGCUUGCUGCUGCAUCAGAGGGACCUGGAAAUCCAGGGGCUGAGAUGCGCCGCUCAGAAGGAGCCAGCGGCCCGGCUCUCCUUCAUUUUGCAGGAGCUAGUGAGCAUGAGGCAGAGAGUGAGUGCAACCCCCACAAGAUAUCUCUGAACAUGGUUUGGAAUUGGAGAGAAGUGCAAUGAUCUUGUGGGUUUCUGUAGGUACCAAACCAAAAGAGACCAGCCAGAGCAUCUCCAAAAGGAAAUAGACAGACUGAGCUCUGAAUUGCAGGCUGAAAAGGAGCUCCAUAUGAGGGAGAUGCAGGUCUUGAAGGAGAAACUCUGCAAAUCAGAGCUGUUGGUGCAGCAACUGUACAAAGAGAUCGCGAGGCUGGAGAAGUCACAGCCUGGGAGACCUGCCCAAGGCCUCCGAGCGCCACAGGAAACAGAGGCCAAUGUGAAGCAGGAUGAUAAGCCAGAAACUGAGAGUUUCGAGCUUUGGUCAGAGACACAAAACAACAACAUAGUGGCAGAGCCUAGUAACAUGAUGCUGCGGAGGAUCCCCAAGCACAUGAGCUUCCUGGAUUCAUUCUUCAAGGAUAGAGAUCCAGCAACACUUCAGAUGGAAAAGGACGAUGGAAGAACCCAGAUAUCAGAAGUAGUUCAAGCAGAAUUCAACCUCUACGGCACGUCCUCUACAGAGUCAGAGGGCAGAUGGAAAAUAAAUGAUCUUAGCAACUUCAGUUCAAGUCAAGAGCUGGCUAGUUUACCUGCGAGAAAGGAGAGGAAACUACAAUCAGAAAGUUCUCGGUGGGAGGCGAUCUCUUCUCCAAAAUCAGAUCUUGUUUCUGCACCAAGCAGGUCUGAAGUUGCGGUAUUGUUCCCCAGUCUCCCACUGUCCUGGGAGGACAUCCAGCCCAAACACUCUGGUUCUCUGGAUCUGAAGACGGACCAGUCCCAGGAUCUGUGCCGUCCCACUCAUGCCGGUCUUGGUGGGAUAGGAGUUUGCAAGACAUCUGUGAUGCCCUCAGAUCUGAGCAAAGGUGAAGAACAUGAAAGGGUUCCUGGGGACACAGGAUUCCUAAAGAUCACCACCGUGAAUUGUAAGGGCAAAUUCGUUCGAAUCCUCAACACCUCAUUGGACCAAGACGUGGACCUGAGCGGCUUCAUCAUCCAGCAGUGGAUUGGAGGGUACCCGGUGUCCAUCUACCGCUUCCCCCCAGACACCAUGCUGCCCGCACUGCAUCACGUCACGGUCUGGGCUGCAGGAGCUGAUUGCACCCAUAAAAAACCCGCAGACGUGACACUGAGGACCCAGCAGUAUUUCAGAACGGGCCCAGAAUGCACCACAGUCCUCAGCAAUGCAAAGGGCCAGGUCUUCAAGACAGCUCUGGAUACAACAAUUCCUACGGUGGCGCUGAUAGGACAGAAGAGUGCUCGAUCUAAAUACGGCUUCAAGCACAUGGCUUACCUACCUACCACUACUGACAUGCAGCUUAGGAGAUACUGUCCUGCUAGAUGA
Terrapene triunguis (Three-toed box turtle) is the source of this 1848-nucleotide messenger RNA. RefSeq names its product lamin tail domain containing 2 (gene LMNTD2). Gene Ontology annotation, molecular function: structural constituent of chromatin. The record is from RefSeq and is a predicted model, not a curated record. Gene Ontology annotation, biological process: chromatin organization. Gene Ontology annotation, cellular component: lamin filament. NCBI's taxonomy places the organism in Eukaryota, Metazoa, Chordata, Testudines, Emydidae.